AUUAUUUUGGACUGUGAACUACUUCUACUCACCUGUCCCGUGUUGUUUCUCACCGAGUUGGUGCGUUUACCCAUCACCCGACGAUGUCCGGCCUCCCGACUGGCUAUUCAUCAACUUCUGAAACAACUGGCUUACUGUCUCACAGUUACUAUCGAUACAGAAUCCAUCCGAGCUGGGAGCUGCAAACGUCCUGAUACCAACCUUUUCUUGUCUCUGUUGCUUUGCGAACUGACACGUAAGCGAACCUCAGCCAAGGCUACGGAAUCCCAUUCACAAGGUUCGCUUCUCUCAGAUCUUGAUUGGGACACGUUGGAGGAGGCGUUUUGGGAGUAUGAGGAUAUAGAGAUUGCGAAUGAAAACAAAACCCGCAAGUCAGCUAGAACAACCACUGUAGAAGAAGUUGCGGGCACUAUCAGGCCUCCACCGUCACCUGUCCCGCUUACCGAACCUGUCCUCACUACAGUUAUCUGUCUGUUCGAAUUGGUACCUACUGGAAUAGUCUCUCUGUUCGAUUGCUUAAACGACCUACUGAGAGAACCCAAUUCGAACACAUUGGAACGGACGGUGCAUACCGAACGAAUUGUUCAUAUUUUAUUUCUCGCUUUGGCCGUUUGGUCCAAAUCGGCAUCCAGCGAGGAAUGUUCCACAGUACUGGAGCCCGUUAUUCGCCUAUUCCCUAUUCUCGUUUCUAUCGAUUCGGAUCGGAAGUGCUUGCCCAAUCGUCUGGACACCACCGGACUCCUGUUCGGUGUGAUGUAUCAACUGCUUCAACGCACAGGCUCACUGCCGUCGAUCGGAUCCACCCUAACUGACAGCUUACUUCAAAUCGACGAAACAUUGCACUCCAAAGCUGCGUCUGGAUUCAAACACUUCUCCGAUUGGGUUUCAUGGUCUCUUCUUAGGCGGUCAAUACAAAAUUACGCACCGACUAGAAUUGUGAAAUGGGAAAGUGAAGUGAUCGUAGGACACUUGAAGCGGUUGUUAGAGUGGGAUGUUAUUCUUGAGAGUGUGAAUGAUGAUCUCGAUUUAACCAUUCUCAUAGUUUCACACUUGCCGCGUAAAAAGUUCCAAGACGGUUUGAUUUAA
Molecule: messenger RNA, 1086 nt
Organism: Echinostoma caproni
Lineage: Eukaryota; Metazoa; Platyhelminthes; Trematoda; Plagiorchiida; Echinostomatidae
Source: the annotation of a GenBank genome assembly